Phycodurus eques (leafy seadragon) is the source of this 644-nucleotide messenger RNA. RefSeq names its product potassium voltage-gated channel subfamily S member 1-like. Gene Ontology annotation, cellular component: membrane; voltage-gated potassium channel complex. Bases 83 to 517 code for a protein of 144 amino acids. The transcript has 3 exons. Gene Ontology annotation, molecular function: delayed rectifier potassium channel activity. The record is from RefSeq and is a predicted model, not a curated record. Gene Ontology annotation, biological process: regulation of delayed rectifier potassium channel activity; potassium ion transmembrane transport. NCBI's taxonomy places the organism in Eukaryota, Metazoa, Chordata, Actinopteri, Syngnathiformes, Syngnathidae.
ACAAAUAUUGUGAUUGCGCGCGGCGCCAAAAACAUUGACCACAGACGCGUCCGGCACACGUGGCGAAAUAGAUGCACACCACAUGCUCCAAACCAAGAGUGUGAUUCACAGCUACCGCGAGGUGGGCAUCCUGCUGCUCUACCUGGCCGUGGGCGUGUCCGUCUUCUCCGGGAUGGCCUACACCGCAGAGUACCAGGAAGACACGGGCCUGGACACGAUCCCGGCGUGCUGGUGGUGGGGCACGGUGAGCAUGACGACGGUGGGCUACGGCGACGUGGUGCCCGUCACGGUCGCCGGGAGGCUGGCGGCCGCCGGCUGCAUUCUGUGCGGCACCCUGGUGGUGGCGCUGCCCAUCACGCUCAUCUUCAACAAGUUCUCGCACUUCUACCGCCGACAGAAGGCGCUCGAGGCGUCCGUCCGCGACCCACCCGAGACGCGGGACCCGGGCGCGGGGGGCGUGGUCAACUACAGCUACGUGGAGCACGCCGCCCCCUGCGCGGCGGGGCGGCCGCCGUGACCCGCCCCGUUUGGGCCGUACUCGGAUUCCCAACACCAAAUUCUUUUAGCUUCAAAAUAAAACAAUUAAAAAUCUGUUGCACUUUUAAAAUUCGGCAUGUACAAGUAAAAAUACAAAUGUAAAGCAG